GAAUGGCAGCCAGGCAAGGCAGCCUUAGAAAUAAAGAAGCCAUGGAAGUAAUUGUAGUAGUAGCUGUGCUGCAGCAGCAAUGCUGCGUUGGCGAGGAUUGAUUACUCCGUGCGAUCGAUCGCUGCUAUAGCCGAUUCCUCCUCCCCUUGCAAUGUCGUUGUUGUUGCUGCUGCUUUGUCCACUUUGAUUAGCGCGUUUAGCGUUCUAUUCCGUAGCGCCUCACGGUGUCGUUACGCCCUCGUUCUUUCGCCAUGUACCUCGGCGGAUCUUGGUUUGAGCGCAUCCAGAGGCUAUUUUCGCUUUGUUUUCGGGAAUGGUAGCGUGUGCAGCGAGCGUUCUGGCCUUCGCGUUGAGGUUGACGCUUGUUAAGGAGAUCGGAGUAGUCGGUUGUGGCGUUUGUUAGGAGUUUUAUCGUGUUCGGAUUGAAGGGAAGCGUGUAUUGCUGCAUCAGAGUUGAAGGUGUGAGACGCGGUUUGUGUGAGUCCGAGGUGUUUGGUUACUCUGAUAGCUUGUCUGCUCACAGUUUUUUGGAAUCGGAUUCCGUACGCGAGGUUAAUCGAUGUCGUUCAUGCCUUUCGCCAUUCCCGGAGUUAGCGCAGUUUUUGACGGCAUAUCAACCCGUGUGGAGGAUUUUGCGGGAAUUUGAACCAUGGAGGCCUGCCGGAUGUGUUGUGCGGACUCUGCAUGAGUUGAGAGAAUAUAUUUCAUGCGGAGAAUUUACCGGAAUUCGUAGUGAGGAUCCAGGGAUUCUACAUAUGAGAAUCUUCGCACACAAGUAUUCUCACUUCGUGAGAGUGAAGACAAGGGCGGUGGUGCAGAUAUCUACUAGGAGCAGGUGUGUUUGCUUCAAGGCAUUGUGAUGGUUAAGUUGGCGUCGUACGAACCACUUGAGGGGGUGUCUUGCCCACCCUCUCCGUCCUCGCCCCGAUUGAGGAGGAAAGGAUGUGGACCUUGUGGCGGAAUUCCAGGUGCACGAUGGCUGAGCAAAUCCUUGAAGGAGAAACGCAACGGUGCAAUUAUACGCAAAGCAGACGGGUACAGGCGGAGCAAGAAGCGGGGUCGAGACGUCGAGGGAGAGGUCGAGGCAGAGAUUGAGUUGAAUCGAGAUGCACUCAUGGAUUCGGACGGGGAGAGUGACAGGGGAGUUCCAGCAUACGCUGGAUGGGUCUAUCAUGUCGGAACAAAUUCGUUAGGUUACCAGUUCUGCACCGAGCGGUUUCUGGUCAUCAAGGGACAUUACGUGACCAUGUUCAAGCGCAACCCUGUCGAGUACCCACGCGCUGUUCCUAUCAGAAGUGGUAUUGUUGGAACUCAUUUGAUGGUGGAGGAAGUGGGACGUCAAAUUUACCAAGGAAGGGCUCUGUAUGUUAUGCGGAUUUUCAAUCGCCUGGACCACAGCAGGCAAGGAGAGUUUGCAUGUAACACUGCCGAGGAAGUUGUCAAAUGGGUGUCUGCUUUCAAGCAUGCCAAAGAAGAGGCUAGUUUCUCUAGUGAGCGGAUUGGCACCGGCCGCAGAAUCAUCAACGGCGACGAUGAAUUUGAUAUAAAUAGGCCUCGAACACAUGCAAGGUCCGUCACAAGAGGCAUUGGCAAGCUUAUCACAAUUGGCAAAGGGCCAUUGAGGCGGCCAUCGAUAGUUUCGCCGCAGGAACUUGAUUCAGAAGGAUAUUACAACCAUCGGGAGGGAGAUACGUUUGAACAUGCUGAUUGGAGAUGCUUCUGCACUGUCAAUGGACUUCGAAUCUUUGAAGACAUUACAGCCUCCAAGGCUGAGAAAGGUACAAUAAUGAAGGCGGUUGGUGUGAUAGAAGCCACUCCUGAAGCAAUUUUCGAGCAGAUUAUGAGCUUGGACAGUGUCCUUCGAUACCAAUGGGAUACUCUGACCGGCAACGUGGAACUCGUGGAGCAAAUUGAUGGGCAUUCAGACAUCGUUUAUGGCUCAUUAGACCCCAAGUAUUUCAAGAGGUUUCAUGGUAGGCGAGACUUUCUUUUCUCAAGGUACUGGCGGCGCGACCAGGAUGGAUCCUACUCUAUUACACAGGUUUCAACCACUCACAAAAGUCGGCCAGCCAAACCUGGUUUCCAGCGGAUUGACCUGAGUCCGGGUAUCUGGGAGAUAACUCCCUUGCCACCUAGGCCUGGUUCUGGGUCUCCUCGGUCGCUGGUCACACAAGUAGUGGAAGUGAAGUCCACUGGAUGGGGCCGAUGGAAGCGAUGUCACUACUCCAAAUUUCAAAAGACUAUUCCCUUCAUUCUGCUUUGCCGAAUAGCAGGCUUGAGAGAACUGUUUGGUGCAAAUCCCGAGCUCGUCAUUGAGGAAGUCCAAGCCAAAAAGAGGCUGAUGAAAGAGGUAAACAUGGUGCUCAACGUAUCUGAUCCUGCGCUAGAGGUAGCCUCUCCAAUUUUGAUGAAGUCUCCAAGAGAAUCGGCCAUACGUGAGUCUAAAGAAGAGUUUUAUGAUGCAAUUAUGGCUGAUGAUCCUGAUGACGAAGAAGAUGAAGACGAAGGCGAUGAAGAAAACGGGCUAGUCAGCAAACAUCCGACAGCGGGCCAAAAAUUUAAAGGACUUUCUUGGGGCGUUGUACUCGGUUUGUCUGCUAAGAAGUUACCAUCAACUAGAUGUAGCCAAGAACUUGAUUGGAAUGCGUCAUCCUUGGAGCUGGAUCCUAAUAUGUUCUAUUCAUCAUUGAAGAGAACUGUAAAUGAUCAAGAAUGUAGUGGAUGGUCUGAUCCUGGGGGAAAGGGAUUCAUGGUUCGUGGUGUAACAUACAAUGACGACAAUCUAAAGAUAUCUGGUGGAGAACCUCUUCUGAAUCUGCUUGCUGUGGAUUGGCUGAAGUCCGAUCACAGGAUCGACCACAUUGCUUUGCAAUCUAGCUGCUGUGUGCAGUCUGUAGCGGGAAGGAAAGCGCCAUUUAUCCUUGUAAUCAAUCUACAGGUUCCUGCGAAGCCCAAUUAUAGCCUGGUUAUGUACUUCGUUGCUGACAGACCAAUUCAACCAGGAUCACUCCUUGAUCAGUUUGCUAAUGGGGAUGAUGCUUUUCGGAAUUCUCGAUUCAAACUCAUCCCCAGUAUUGUAGAGGGUUACUGGAUGGUGAAACGUGCUGUUGGUACAAAAGCUUGUCUGCUGGGUAAAGCUGUUACUUGCAAUUACUUGCGUAAAGACAAUUUCCUUGAGAUUGACGUGGAUAUUGGGUCGUCAUCAGUGGCACGGAGUGUGGUAGGAUUAGCUCUGGGUUAUGUGACAAGCCUCGUUGUGGACCUUGCAAUCCUCAUUGAGGCCAAAAGCGCACACGAGCUUCCAGAGUAUUUGCUAGGUACAAUGAGGAUAAAUCGAAUCAAGGCCGAGUCUGCAGCACAAUUUGUAGGAGACACCCCAGCCUGUUGAUCGUUGGCCCAAUUUUCCAGCAUCGGCCAAAUGGCAGUUGCAAUGAAUUCGUCGCAUUAUUCUUUAAACUUUCUGUACCAUAGUUAAUAUCUUUUAGCAAGGAAACUAUUUUUGGUUUAUUCUGUUUUCGAUUUACAUUCUUUGAUUCACGAGUUUCUUCCAUGAGACUUCUGGAUCCAUCACUGGGUUCCUGAGAAGAACUUGAUGUUAAGAGUAUUUCCUUCAUAUAUACAUGCUAAAAUUCGUUAGGUCAGCUUUGCAGUCUGGCCGCGUCCUGUUGGUAUCCUUUCUCGUCA
This is a messenger RNA of Physcomitrium patens, 3684 nucleotides long. RefSeq names its product protein ENHANCED DISEASE RESISTANCE 2. NCBI's taxonomy places the organism in Eukaryota, Viridiplantae, Streptophyta, Bryopsida, Funariales, Funariaceae. Gene Ontology annotation, molecular function: lipid binding. The record is from RefSeq and is a predicted model, not a curated record.